CGCGAACCCUACGCCUUUGAUUGGCUAGUUUGGUAACACGUUUCCGUUCGUCUUCCGCCAUUCCGAAGUAAACAUGGAGCGGUUCGAGGAGAGACUUGUCAAAGAAGUUAGAAAAUAUACACAUUUAUAUGAUACAUCAUCACAAUAUUACAAAGACAAUAAUAUGGCUGCCAGUUCGUGGCGCGAAAUAUCGUCUAGUAUCGGUUUGGACGUCCUCGAAUGUAUGAAAAAGUGGAAAAAUGUGAGGGACAAAUACGUUCGUCUGCGGAAAAAAAUGUGCAGCAAGAAGAGCGGUGAUCAUGGAGGGCAAAAACUACCUGCAUUUUAUACUUUUCUCUCCUGGUUGGCACCACAUGUGAAGCAUAGAGAGACUGAGUUAAACUGCAUCGAUAAACAGGACGGCGACACGGGAAGCAGCACUUCAUCAUCACCGCUUUCACAAGAAGACAUAUCCCAGCCCCAGGAGCAGAGUUUUUCCUUCACACCUGGCCGACAAAGCCCACCAUGUAUUCCCCUUUCUAGGACAGCCACCGUAGAACCGUCUACUUCAAGCAGUGCAGACAACAGUUCUGUGUUCACCAGCCCAGCUAAAAAGAGAAGUCGAGAUUUGGAAGACUGUGGCUUAAAACAGCAAAUGGUAGAGCUUGAAAAACGCAGGUUAGAACUCGAGAAGAGACUCUUUGAAGAAAAUGAUGAUCUCACAAGGUUUGCCCUCUCAAUGGCAGACAUGCUGAGAAGGUUGCCAGAACAAGACAGGCCACAUGCCAUGUUUGAAAUACACAAACUCCUGUACGAGAAGCAGCUGCGUUGCAGCACAGCAUUGUAACACUGACGCACUUGUUUGGCUUUGAUCUUUGUUUGGUACAUUUUUGCAAGUUUGUUUAUUUUUAUUACUGGCAUUUUUAACCUGUUGGUCAUUGUUCUUGCUUUAGUGUUAUUGUUAUUCUUUAUAACUAUGCACAUUUGUACAUAAAGUACAAAAGAAAAGUUUUAAGAAGUUUUAAUAUAAAACCCACUUUUUUAUACAUCUGCUACAAGCCUAUGUGCUAUUUGUUGUUUUCUAAAGAAACAUCUUUAAAUUACAUCUUUUUAAAUUCUCCAGAUUAAAAAUUGGAGCAUAGAGCAUGGUUGGCAUGAUUGCAGGCAGAGGAUUAGUUUGAAAAUGUUUUACAAAGACAGUUAAAAAUAAAAUAAACUACAAAAUUUUAGUAUAUAUAUAUAUAUAUAGUAUACACACACAGACUAUAUUUUAAUAACUAAGCAAACUAUAACAGCAGCUUCAUAAUACUUCACCUGACAAUUUUGGACAGCAGUAUUUUUAAGGGUACUUACACUGUUGGUACUGGCUUCUGAGAUCAAUAUAGUAUGUUCAAAAUUAACUGUAAAACUAUAAAAGAAAUGGUUUCUUACAAGCAGAGCUAGGCAAAACUGACUAUUAUUAAAUCACUAAGCACGAUGGAGUUAAUGUAACAAUACAUAACUGUUUUUGUUUUUUGAGUUAAAAUGUUUUUUGAAACUAUUCAUGUCAGUGUUAAAAUAGAACUCCAUCAAUUCUACUAAAAAGCAAGAGAAAAUUAUAAGUUUCAAAGUUGAAAACUGCCCUGGCUCAUUUCUCAAGUUUGCAUUUUCUCCCCAUACCGGUGUGUAGUUUCCUUCCACUUCAAAUGUUGUGCUGGUUAGGUUGACUGAGGACCAUAUGAGUGUGGGCAAGACUAGUUCCCAUUUUGUGCCCAGUGCUGCAGAGACAUUUCAAAUUACAGGACAAGUUGCAGCCUGGUCUGACAUGUCUGGUGGCAGAACAUUUACAAGAAAAGUUGCAAUUAUUCAAAAGCAUUUUUAGAUUUUGAAAUUCUCUCUGCAGAUGUUUUACUAAUAUGCAAAAUUGAAUUUGUUGAAUGCUUGAAAAUUUGUGUUAAAAGAGUUGAGAUACAAAGAUGGACUGGCCUUAAGUUUCUAGAUCCACAGAAGUGAGAGUUCUGUAAAUUAAUAAAACUGGUGUUGUGGGCAGAGCCUUUAGCUAUACAGCACCCAAACUCUGGAGUGACCUACAUUACCAAUGUUAAAGAUGCUCCAUUACUCUCCGCAUUUAAAUCAAGGCAGAACCCUAUUUAUUUUGAUGUAUCAUACUCAUAUAUGUGCUGGUGACAUUAUUACAUUUUCCUCCCUUAAAUUGUUUUGUAAUGUGCUCAUUGUUCUAGUUUUAUGUUGUUUUUUGUUUUCCUUCUUUUUUCAGUGGCUUGCCUUGGAGUGUGUGGAUUAUCAUAAAUAAUGGACUUACUUUCAAAUGGUUUAUGUUCAAAUGAAUUUGCCGUUUGCCAUUUGGAGUGAUCUUUGUGAGAAUGUGACCUGUCUUAGUAAGUCAUAAUUUGAACUUGAACCACCCUGUAUAUAUGUAUUUGGAGAUACUGCAUGGUGUUUUUUUGCUUAUAAGUUCCAGCUUAUGUGUAACUGUUACAAAAGUAGCACCUACUGCAAUGAAACGUGUGUGGCUGCAGACAUAUUUUGGGCAAAGCACCACAAUGAUCCCCCGUCUUAUCAUAUUUGGAAACAGCUAUCAAUUUUAGCUGAAGACUUCAGCACAGAUUUUAAAUCUACUUUAAAUCUCCAUCGGGUACUUCUUCGAGAUAUGUAUGUUUAAGGAAUUUGAACUACAAGUAGCCACUGACCCUCCACAUCCAACAAUAACUUACAACAGCACACAAGUCGUUUCAAUACUUGAGCUCAAAUUUGCUGCCUAUGAAAGCAGCCACAAGUCAUUGCUAUGAAAAACCACAUUUUAUGUAGCAUACAAUAAUUCCAUUCUAUUAAUGCUGUUAUUUUUAAAUAUGACCAACUGUUAAAAAUCUGUAAUAAAAUUUUAAUAACAAGCUUUGUCUAGAAGUGUCUAAAAGGUUUAAAAAUGCUCCAACUUUUAAACCAGAUAACCAAGUUUCCAAAUGCACCUGAUUGUUACUUUGUGCAUAUUAUUGCUUUUAUGUUGUUAUGUUGUUUUUUCAAGCUAUAUUUUUAAUUGUUGUACAGUACUGGACUAAUAAUUGGAAGUGCAGUUAAAAAGAAUGAAUGGGACUGAAAUGAACUAUAAAGCUGAAAUAAGAAAUAUUGAGAACAGUGCGUAAAGGAGCUGUUUAAUAAAUUGGCAACUAAGCACUUGGUUUUUAGAAAAAAAAAUGUAUUGUAAUUUCUUAUUUCCGCUUUUUUAUGACAGAUAAACUAAAUCAGGUACAUAGCUAAAUGUUCACCCUUGAUUUCGUUUAGCUUUGUAGCGUAUUUUUGUGAAACUAUAAAUAUAAAGGGACAGGCCUAUAGUUCUUCAAACUUUUCUUCAUGGUCAAAAAAGUAUGAUUCUACAAUAACUUUUCUUUAAUAAGCCAAAAUAAAACUUAAAUUCCAACAAUAACACUUGACAAAAGAACACCUUAGAACAGUUUCUUUUAAAAUAUUUUUAUUUUAUAUACAUAGUACACAUUUGUAUUGCAGAGUCUAAUUAGGAUAGUAUGUCUAUAACCCAAGGUGUCUAACAGUUUAUGAUAGUUUUUUUGAAUUAAAAGUCUUGAAGACAUAGCUACAGACACAACACCUUUGCAUAUUUUCCAUUUUAUAAAGGUAGUAAAGAUGCUCAAAUGCCAAACAACAGUUGACCCAGUAAAUUUCUCUGUGCUUUUUUAGUUUAGAUAACUGGGAAGUAAUUUUAUAGAUGUAAUUCAGGAGCAACAAUGUUCAGCAGACAUCAGCAGUGUGAUCAAACGCUGGAGCAAAACAAAUGGCCAAGAGUGUUAUGUUACAUUUAUAUGUUUAGACUAGACAAAAUACAUUAAGCAAAACUGUAGCUGCCUUACAAAGUCAGAACAAUUUGUUAAUGAACAAUGUCAUGGAUUUGAAACAUGUUCCAAAGCACACUGUUUUUUGGCUACUGGAAAUUUUAAGAAAUAAAGACUGAUUUCAAAUA
Messenger RNA from Polypterus senegalus (gray bichir), 3946 nucleotides. RefSeq names its product transcription factor Adf-1-like. The transcript has 2 exons. NCBI's taxonomy places the organism in Eukaryota, Metazoa, Chordata, Cladistia, Polypteriformes, Polypteridae. The coding region runs from base 74 to 826 and encodes 250 amino acids. Gene Ontology annotation, cellular component: transcription regulator complex; nucleus. The record is from RefSeq and is a predicted model, not a curated record. Gene Ontology annotation, molecular function: DNA binding. Gene Ontology annotation, biological process: regulation of transcription by RNA polymerase II.